AUGAAAACUUUGAGGCUACAAAGAGGUUUUAAUAUAGUGGUAAAUUGUAAUAAAUUAAGGCACUUUUCAACAAAAAAGGAGAAAGACUUUGAUUUUAAUGAGUUCUUUGAUAAGAAAAAAAGAGAGAAGGCAUAGCAGAAAUUCGAAUAAUAAAGUAGCACAUAUGCAGAAGGAGAGUAUUAAAAUAGUCAAGACUAAGAUAAUACCAGGAAAUUUAAUGCAAAUUUCAACUCUCAAUAAGAAAGCAGAGGUGGUAGUCAAACAAUAAUGCAACUGCCCUCAUAAAUUGCUAAAGAUUUGGUUUUAAUGAACCUACCAAAGUACAAAAAAAGAUUGGAUGAUAAAUUCAAAGAUUUGAACGAUGCUUAUGAGAGAUUAUAAAAGUGGGUUGAGGAAAGAGAUUAGACUCUAGAUGAAAACCUAAUGAAUAACAAGUUCUAAAAUAUGGGUAAUAAAAUUGACACAUUCUUAUUCAUAAUAUAGUUGAGGAAGAUAUGGAUUUAAGAGAACCUAAGCAUAUGA
Stylonychia lemnae is the source of this 522-nucleotide messenger RNA. NCBI's taxonomy places the organism in Eukaryota, Ciliophora, Spirotrichea, Sporadotrichida, Oxytrichidae. The record is from the annotation of a GenBank genome assembly.